Molecule: messenger RNA, 1143 nt
Organism: Cadophora gregata
Lineage: Eukaryota; Fungi; Ascomycota; Leotiomycetes; Helotiales; Ploettnerulaceae
Exons: 1
Coding region: 1-1143 (380 amino acids)
Source: RefSeq, a predicted model, not a curated record
AUGAUUUCUCUUGUCAAGAUCAUUUUAUUUCUUGGGAUCCUCUUUGUCCAAUUCUCUUCUUCGUCUGUCAUUCCAAGACAUGGCCAGCACCAAGCAUCACCUUCCUCAGCUCUUGGUUUUCCAACCUCUACAAAUAAAUCAUCACUUCCUGUCUCGGUAUCAGACUCGGAUGACUCUGACAGCUCUUGUGAAGCCGGUAAUUCCAACGAUUCCGACGAGACCGAUGGAUUAAACGGAUCCGAUUCAUCACCAGUUGACACUCCCUCAACAGUGGACACUGUCGUUUCCGUUCAAGUACCGGCAACAUCAGCUCAGCCAACUAUUGCAACCUAUAGCCCUGUAGUGCCGACAAAAUCAGCUUCAAUCCCAGCAACGGCUUCAGCUACUGCAAACCCCACCUCUACCCAAGCAGCUGGAGAGUUCUGGCAACCGGCCGCUGGUUCUACUUGGCAAAUCGAGCUUUCUGGCGUUGUCAGUGAUACAUCGUAUCCAGCCGAUGUUUUCGACCUUGAUCUCUUUGAUACACCUCAAUCCACUAUCGACGCUCUCCAUGCUGCAAAGAAGAAAGUCAUCUGUUACUUCUCCGCGGGAAGCUUCGAGAAUUGGCGCCCUGAUCAAGCAGACUUCCAAGCUGCCGAUAAAGGUAGCGCCAUGGAAGGAUGGGAAGGCGAGUGGUGGCUCAACACCAAGACCGCCAAUGUCCGUUCCAUCAUGGCCGCGCGAAUCGAUAUUGCCGCAAGCAAAGGUUGUGAUGCUGUCGAUCCUGACAACGUUGACGGCUAUGCCAAUGCAAAUGGUGUUGGUCUUACUUCAGCCGAUGCCACAGACUACCUCAACUUCCUCGCUGAUACAGCCCACGCCAAAGGAUUGUCAAUUGGCCUGAAAAACGCAGGUGAUCUUGUCCGAGAGGUUCUUGACAAGAUGCAAUUCCAUGUCAACGAGCAGUGCAUCGAAUAUGACGAGUGUGAGCUUUUCAAGCCAUUCAUCGAUGCUGGGAAGCCGGUCUUCCACAUCGAGUACCCUGAGACGGCACCGUCAAUUUCAUCUGAUGUCAAGAGCGAGAAGUGCGCUGCGGCCAACACGAUGUCCUUUUCUACGGUUUUGAAAACUGAGGCAUUGAAUGCCUGGAUUGACGCAUGCUGA